CCCGGAAGUAAACAAACACUCCUGUUCUCUGGCGACUUUUCAGAUUUAACGUUACGAAAACACCGGAAACAAGUUUUACGAGCAGAAAGAACAAAAGAGUGAAUUUAUUUACGUUCAUACGAAGCAGCAGCAGCACAUUGACUCAAACGUUUGUCCGGUAAAAGACCGGAUUCACCUCCGUUUGUCUUGUAGGUCGAUGAACCUCUGACUCGCUGCGGUGGAGAUCAUGGCGUCGCCCAGCGGUGUGUCCCUGCAGGCCUUCAGGCAGCCGUCGGUCUACCUGGUCGACUGUCUGAAGGCCCCGGCAGACGUGAGACCAGCUGUGAGGCCGGGACCAGAAGUCCUCUCUCUGAAGGAGCCGUCCGUCGAUCUGGCAGCGGAGCGGAGUCGUGCCGGCACCGAGGUGACGCCAAAAGACGAGUGUGAGCAGUCGGAGGCGGACUUUGGGAAUCUACAGCGGACGCCGGACGCGAUAAAGCUGGAGCCGGACCAGCAGCCGGACUGCUGUGACGCUGGAGCAGAAAACGAUUGUGAUUGUGAAAUCCCCAAAUGUGAGGAGACUAAAACAGAAGAAACGGAUGAAGUGCAGUGGAGUAAUUCAAUGUUAGUGAGGCAGGAGGACGGCGGCGGCUCCGACGGGCUCAUACGGGACUUCAAAAUGUCCCCUAAAGCUGCCCUGAUCUGUAAUUCAGAGGAACGACGGGAGGAAGACGACGUGCCCACGCCGGAGCAACAUGAAGCUGAAGAUGAAGAAGCCUCUGAGCCUGAAGCCAGUCCGCAGACCGGCGAGAAGAGACUGCUGAAUGCUCUCAGUGGGCUGUCUCGUCAGCUUACUCUGUUUGCUGCCGAUGUGAAUGAGCAGUUCACUCAACUCAACUCCAGGUUGCUGUCCAUGGAGGAUAGGUUGGCUGCUUUGGAGUCGAAAAACUGUGCGGGAGAGACUAACUCUAAGAAGAGAAGACGGGUGCACAACCCCAAGAUUGCGGAAGCAGUACGCCGUCUUCACAACUCGGAGACAAAUUGUAGGCGCUACGAACCGGAGCAAGGACUAACCUCGCCUCAUAACGAGGCCGUGACCUCCUAUUUGCUCGGAGUUAUGUCUGCAAGUCCGGAUUUACACGAUGCUGAUAAUGACGACAUUGUGUCCGCCUGUAAGACCUAUUACGAGACAGUACGCAGGAACUUCAGGUACAAACAACCAGACCUUGCACCGCAGGCGGAAGCUGUGAAGAGUUCAGCUCGGAGUCGAUCGAGAAGAAAGAGGCUGCUGGAAGGGAGACAGAGUGUGCUAUAUGAGGGAGAGAGGGAACUUUGGAAGUCCGCCACCAUAGACCUGAUGUCUGAAGAGGAAGACGGCAUCGUUGACGGGGUGUCUGGAUGGAUUGUGCGACCUCCGUCCUUUCGCAGCCAGGAGCUCACCGAGCUCUGUGCCACGCUGCAGUCGAGAUUAGAGGCGACUCCGAAGUACAGGACAACGCACCACAAACGUCUGCAAAACGGGCCAAAUUAAGACAGAAUACCGCAGUUAACUACAGCUCCGAGGCGGCAAACAGCCACUUCACGGUGCUGUAGGAUUUUGGGCUUCUCGUGAGCUUCCCAUUUGUUGUGUGGGCAGAUCUCGCUUUGUACAUAGUUGUGUGUUUGUGCUAAUAAAGCUCUUUCUUUGAAUAAA
Molecule: messenger RNA, 1672 nt
Organism: Dicentrarchus labrax (European seabass)
Lineage: Eukaryota; Metazoa; Chordata; Actinopteri; Moronidae
Exons: 8
Coding region: 227-1510 (427 amino acids)
Source: RefSeq, a predicted model, not a curated record